AUGACCGAACAAUUAACUCCAGACGAAAUUGCACUCUAUGAUCGACAGAUUCGUUUGUGGGGUGCCGACACCCAGCUCAGAUUGAGAUCAGCUAAACUUCUCAUAAUUAACCUAGCUGGAGUUGGAACCGAGAUCAUCAAAAACUUGGUUCUUGGAGGUCUUAACAGUAUAGAAAUAUUAGAUUCUAGUGUUGUCAAAGAUGAGGACUUUGCCACGCAGUUUUUCCUACCCAAUGAUGAUUCUAUCGUUGGAAAACCUAAACUUCCACUUGUUAUUUCAGCAAUCAAGGAGCUCAAUCCUAGAGUCAAUCUUCUGAUCAACACAACAAAGCUUGAAGAUGUAUCAGAGGACUAUUUCAAGAAUUUUGAUUUGGUUGUGGCCACUGAGCUCACUAAGAUUGAAAUCCUCUAUGUCAACACGCUAACGAGAGCCCAAGGUAUUCCUUUGUAUGUGGCUGGGUUGCACGGUAUGUUUGGAUAUAUUUUCACCGACUUGAUCAAGCACGAGUCCAGAGUGGAGAGCGAAAUGGGUAACCAGCCACGCACUGCCAAUACUAAGAUCAAUGGAGUGAAGACGAUUUCAAAAGUGGAGAUUAAAGAAGCUGACAAGAAGGAAGUUGUCACCAUUGUUGACGCAUUUGUUCCUAUCAGUGAAAUUUUCACUUCAUCUCGGUUGCCGUCGCAACUCACCAAGCGUCAGCUCAAGAGGUUGUCGGCUGCAUUGCCUUUGGUACUUUCACUUUUUGAAUUGGAACGACUCUCUAAUCCAGAAGAUGUGGUGGAUAUUGAAAAACUUAAGGCUGCUCUGUUGAAGGUUUGCUCGGUUCUCGGUCUUCCCGAGUCAGUUAUAACCGACCAGUACUUGCAUUUCUUUUCCAAUCAAGCGUUUGCUGAAUUUGCACCUGUGGCUGCGAUCUUGGGAGGUAUUUUGGCUCAAGAUGUUAUCCAAUACUUGGGAAAGAAGGAGAGUCCUAUCAACAACUGUUUAAUCCUCGAUGCCCACCAAUCUGAAAUUCCUAUAUACUACUUAUAA
This is a messenger RNA of Sungouiella intermedia, 1032 nucleotides long. The record is from the annotation of a GenBank genome assembly. Lineage: Eukaryota; Fungi; Ascomycota; Pichiomycetes; Serinales; Metschnikowiaceae.